Molecule: messenger RNA, 711 nt
Organism: Leishmania braziliensis MHOM/BR/75/M2904
Lineage: Eukaryota; Euglenozoa; Kinetoplastea; Trypanosomatida; Trypanosomatidae
Product: putative ras-related protein rab-5
Exons: 1
Coding region: 1-711 (236 amino acids)
Cellular component (GO): endosome
Molecular function (GO): GTPase activity; GTP binding
Source: RefSeq, a predicted model, not a curated record
AUGAACACCCACCCACCUCAGCUGAUGGAGGCUACGUCCGCGAAGAUCGUGAUGCUCGGUGAGUCUGGUGCCGGCAAGAGCUCCAUCGCGCUUCGCUUUGCGCGGAAUGAGUUCUUAGCCAACCAGGAGACCACUAUCGGCGCUGCCUUUCUGUCCAAGACGGUGAUGAUGCCACCGGCGCGCGGCGCCGCGGCCGCCCCAGGCGGUGCGGCUUCUGCUCACGCUCUUCAGCAGCAGAUGCGUGCACUCAAGUAUGAGAUUUGGGAUACGGCGGGUCAGGAGCGCUUCCGCUCUCUUGCCCCGAUUUACUACCGCGGUGCCUGCGGUGCUCUUGUCGUGUACGACAUCACGAAUAGCGAGAGCCUCAAGAAGGCGCAGACUUGGAUCAAGGAGCUCCGUGCCAACGCAGAUCCGUCACUGAUUAUUGUACUCGUCGGAAACAAGAAGGAUUUGGAGUCUCUGCGGCAGGUGCCCUUCGAGGAUGGACAGCGUCUCGCAGCCGAGGAGCAGCUCGCUGCCUUCUACGAGACAUCUGCAAAGGACAACAACAACGUUGAGCAGGUGUUUCUCGAUUUAGCUGGGAAACUCCUCGACCAGGGCCUGGGCAACCGCGGCGGGGCUACUGGAGGUGCACGCGGUGGCGUGAUAGCACCACGUGGCGAGCGUGUAGAGCAGCACAACGAGUCAGCCGCCCAGUCUACGUGCUGCUGA